This is a messenger RNA of Bipolaris victoriae FI3, 2643 nucleotides long. RefSeq lists its product as hypothetical. Gene Ontology annotation, cellular component: cytoplasm. The transcript has 2 exons. The record is from RefSeq and is a predicted model, not a curated record. Gene Ontology annotation, biological process: L-histidine biosynthetic process. The coding region runs from base 1 to 2643 and encodes 880 amino acids. NCBI's taxonomy places the organism in Eukaryota, Fungi, Ascomycota, Dothideomycetes, Pleosporales, Pleosporaceae. Gene Ontology annotation, molecular function: ATP phosphoribosyltransferase activity.
AUGUCUCCCGCCCUGUUGUUGCCCCCUAAGUCUGGGUCAGCCUAUACUAUCGUCCUCCACGGCAACGACGCAACUGGAAAAUCUACUCUGGUUCCGGCUCUCAGGGCAGCUGGUGAGGUUGUUUAUGCUCGUGGGGACGAGGAUCCUACAUUAGAAGAUGAUAUCAUCGUUAGAAGCUUCGACAAACUCACAUUACAACUUGUCGACGACGAUCGUACCUCCCUCCCUACAUCGUACACAGAUAGAGAUGGGAUUCAGCGCAGAAUCGUGCGGAUAAUUCUUGAUGCUGACCUCUCUGUCCUUCAAGGGCGGCUCACGAAGCGGUCGAGCAUAGACAAGUGGGAGACUGAAAAAUCUCUCUUCUACUUCCGCGCGCGAUUCCUUGAACUAGCUGCGUUCUACGGCUUGCCCGUCGUGGACACGGGAAAUAAGGGCGUUGACGAAACUGUGUCUGAGAUUAUUAGCCUCGCCCGCAAUCCCAAGGUCCUUGCGGUCUUCUCUAUGCUUGCCUUGCGCACACUAACUCCUAACGACGUUGCCUCCUUAGCUAAUCGCCGCGCGGUGAUUUCAGGAGUAGACUACACCCAGCGGCUAGAAGAGAUCAUUGCAAUCGAGUGCGGCGAGACGUCCAUGUUUACACCUGAAGACGUUUAUGCUCAAUGCUCCCGCGACCCCGGCCUCGUGCAUGCGCUUGUGAACCACUAUGAUGACUUACACGAUGAAAAUGCCUCCCUACGCCUUCGCCUGGUCGGUGAAGGCGAGUCGAAGCAAAUCUACAAGGUCGAGACGUCUCUGACCCGUCACUUCGACAAUCAGAUUCUUAUCUUCCUUAAGCCGACUAUCUAUUCGCACAGCAAGCAGGCGACGGCAGAAAUUGGAGGUCUCAGUGCAAUCCGUGCAACUGGCUCUCGUCUCUUCCUUGAGAUGCUCCAUCGUGCAGGAAUCAGCCAUACGUACAGAGGCCUGAACACGCAUGGGCUUAUCUGGGCCCACAGCACUGAGAUUACGCCGAUUGAGACCGUGUACAAGCAAGUUUGCACGGGAACAGACAAGCAUUCCUUCUUCGGCAUACUCAGCGACUCGAGCGUUACAUUGCCAACGGGCCACUACAGGCGUGGGCCGUACGUCCGUUUCGACUGGCGAAACCCGAACCAUACGUACAAGGGCACCAACCCUGCGACACACCCGUUCUACCAUCUCAUGGAAGCGUCUGUUGGUAAGGACGUCUUCUACAACGAGUACCUAACAGCGCGCGCAAAGUCGUUUGGGGACAAGUGUGUACCGGAGGAGCUCGUGCACAGCGUGCAGAGGGUCGAGGCAUCGGUGGAGUCGACCAUACGCGUCUUCUUCACGAUCCAGUACUAUCUCAACCAAAUCGGGCUCGAGGUACAGGACGGAUGCAUUAUGCUCGACCAGGCGGGGCGUUCGGUGUGGUCCGAGAUCAACCAGGACUGCAUGCGCAUCAAGCGGCGCGAGGUGACGAACGCGAAAGACGGGGAGGCAUUCGACAAGGACGUCUGGCGGACUGGUGGCAGCUGUGUUGAAGAGAUGAUUGUCGAUAAAUGGACCCAGCUCAACCAGCUCCUCGGCGCGCACCUUGGUGGCCGCCCAUUCCACGAAGGCGAGAUGGUUGCCCCGUACGAGCCAUACGGCCUGCACGCGCGCAAAGUGCUCGCGGACUCGACGCUGACGCUGACGCCACGCUACCGGGCGCUGUACGAGCGCCUUGCUGCACAUGAUCGCUCCCGCCGGCGGGCCGUGUCGACGGACGAGGAUGAGGGCGCAUCGGAGCGUCUGCUGGCGCUCAUGCAGGCCCAUGUCUGGCAGCUUACCGCCGCCGGCCCGCCCCGCGAUUCGCAUCAUGACGAGGAGGCGGGGGCCAUGGUUCAGCUCGCCAACACAUACGCCCGCCGAGUGGGACUGUCGCCAGCGCAAGUGAGGGCAUUCAGCAACGCAGAUGCGGAUGGGGAUGUCGAUGCCGUGCUCGCGCGAGCAGUCACUCCGCCGGGUUCCAUGGCCAUUGGCGUGACGGCGAGCAAGUACAAAGACAAGACAGAUCAUUUCGCCCUCGCCCACCUCGGCAUAAAGCUCAUCCGCCCCGAGGGCCGCUGCCUACGCGUCGACUACAAGAUUGUCGACACGGCAAAGUUCGCAAAGGCGUUCGGCGAGCGUGUCCAUGUGCAUUUCGUAUCUGCCAAGCCAAAGGACAUGCCGGGCCUCCUUGCCCAAGGCACGCUCGACAUGGCCGUGACAUACAGCUCCGUCAUGGACAACUUCCCCACCGUCACCCGCCUCGUCGCUUCCGCACCAGAUACUGACAUCAAGCUCGCACUCAUCCGCCGCCGUGGUCAGCAAAUCAACCCGCGCGCAUGGACUGCCGACAAUCCCGCACGCAUCGCAGCAGAGCAUGUGCGCAUGGUGCGAACAUACCUUGCUAGCAUUGGCGUACCACGGGACACGUACAAGAUUGACCAUGUACUCGGCUCCUCUGAAUCAUACCUAGUCAACGACCCACGUGAGACUUAUCUUCUCUGCGAUGCUAUCGUAUCUACUGGCAGCACGCUCAAAGAGAAUAAUCUUGACGUCUGGCAGGUCGUUAAAAGCAAGGGCGACAUCGUCGUCGGCCUCUACCAGCGACUUUGA